GGGGCGCUGCCAUGGCGAGCGCCGACCCCCUGGAGACGCUGCAGGUGGAAGCCAGCUGCUCCGUGUGCCUGGAGUACCUCCAGGAUCCCGUCCUCAUCGACUGCGGGCACAAUUUCUGCCGCCGUUGCAUCACGCGGUGGUGGGCCGAGCUGGCGCGCGACUUCCCUUGCCCCGUCUGCCGAAAAACCACCCGCCACCGCGCCCUCCGCCCCAACCGCCAACUGGGGAACAUGGUCGAAGCCGCCCGGCAGCUUCGCGGGGCCAAACGGAAAGCCAGGGAGGAGAACCGCUGCCAAGCGCACGGCCAAGCUUUGGCUCGCUUCUGUCGCGACGACCAAGCCCCCGUUUGCCUCCUCUGCGAGAUCUCCCACGCCCAUCGCGCCCACGCCUUCGUCCCCCUCGACGACGCGGCCCUCGAGUACAAGGAGAAGCUGCAGCGCUGCCUGGAGCCCCUGGAGCGGAAGCUGGAGGCAGUCGCCGGCUGCCGAGCGCGGGAGGAGAAAAAACCGAGCGAGCUAAAGAGGAAGGUGGCUUUGCGACGGGAACACAUCGCCCGGGAGUUCGAGGAGCUUCACCAGCUGCUGGAGGAAGAGGAGCGGCUGCUGCUGCGGCGGUUGGAGGAGGAAGAGCGGGAGAUCCUGCAGCGGCUUCAGGCCAACCUGGCUCGGCUCGGGGAGCAGCGCCAGGUCCUGGCCGCCCUCGUGGAUGAGUUGGAGGAGAAAUGCCUGCAGCCGAGCGCCGAGAUGCUCAAGAACAUCAAGGACACGCUGGCCAGGUGCGAGGCGGCGGCGGCACCGGUGGAAGAACCAGUUUCCAUCCCCAUCGAGCUGGAGAAAAACUUCGGCAGUUUCCCCCGACAAUAUUUCACCCUCCGGAAAAUCACCCGGCGCCUCAUCGGCGAGGUGACGCUCGAUCCCGACACGGCGCAUCCCAACCUGGUUUUAUCGGAAGAUCGGAAAAGCGUCCGGUUCGUGGAAGUUCGACCCCGGGAUUUACCGGAUACGCCGCGGCGUUUCACCAUUUACCCUUGCGUUUUGGCGGCGCAGGGCUUUACCUCCGGUCGGCAUUACUGGGAGGUGGAGGUCGGCGACAAAACCCACUGGGCUCUCGGCGUUUGUAAGGAUUCGGUGAGUCGGAAAGGGGAAUUGACGCCGUUACCGGAGACGGGAUAUUGGCGGGUGCGGCUCUGGAACGGCGACAAAUACGCGGCCACCACCACCCCCUUCACCCCGCUGACGGUGCGGGUGAAACCCAAGCGGGUGGGCGUCUUUGUGGACUACGAAGCCGGGAAAGUGGCUUUUUACAACGUCACCGACCGCUCCCACAUUUACACUUUCACCGACACUUUCACCGAAAAGAUUUGGCCGUUGUUUUAUCCUGGGAUCCGUGCCGGCAGGAAGAACGCGGCGCCUCUCGUUAUCCGCUCGCCGACGGAUUGGGAGUGAGGGGGAGAGCGGGGCCGGCGGGGUUUGGGUUGAUGGGAGCUGGCGCCGGCACUGCCGGGCUUUGGCUCUCCCGACAUCUGGCACUGCUGGGAUCCGGCGCUCUGGCAUAAAUGGGAUUUACCUCUCUGUCCUCACCACGGUUUGGCUCUGGCACCAGCGGCGUAGAUGGGAUUUGGCUUUUUUGACAUCCAGCGUUCCGGCACCGCCGGGAUUUGGCUCUUCGACAUCCGGCACCACCGGGGCCCCAUUCUCUGCUAUCCAGUAUAACCACGGCCUGGCUCUCCGGCACCGCCGGGAUUUGGCUUUCCAAUACCCGGCACCGCCGGGAUUUGCCUCUCUGGCACCACCAGCCUCUUGCUUUUUGCCAUCCGGCUCGGCGGCACCGGGGUAGGCGCAGGCGUGUCCCCCCCCCCUCGUGUCCCUCUGUCCGUGUCGCUGGGUCUGUCCCUCUGUGUGACUCCGCCGCUCUCCUCACGUCCCUGUGUCCCUCCGUGUCCCUCCGUCCCUCCAUGUGGCCCCGUGUCUCCACGAUUGUCCCUCCGCGUCUCCCCACCUCCAUCUGUGUCCCCAUGGCUGUUCCUCCAUGUCCCUUGAUGUCCUUUUGUGUGUCCCCAGGUCCCUCCCUGUCCCCAGGUCCAUCUGUGUCCCCACAUCAUCCAUGACCCUCAACGUAUCGCCUGUGUCCAUCCAUGUCCCUUUGUGUCCCCAUGUCCGUCCGUAUCCUUCCCUGUCCCCAUGUCCUCACGUCAUCCAUGUCCCCGUGUCCGUGUGUCCCCAUGUCCAUCCAUGUCCCUGUGUGUCUCUAUAUCUGUCCAUGUCCCUCCCUGUCCCCGUGUCCUUCUGUGUGUCCCCACGUCAUCCACAUCCCUCCCUGUCCAUCUGUGUCCCCAUGUCAUCCGUGUCAUCCGUGUCCCUCUGUGUGUCCCCACAUCCAUCCAUGUCCAUCCGUGUCCCCAUGUCCAUCCAUGUCCGUGUCAGUCUGUGUGUCCCCAUGUCCAUCCGUGUCCCCACGUCAUUCAUGUCCCCAUGUUCAUCCAAGUCCCUCCCUGUCCAUCCAUGUCCUUGUCCGUCUGUGUGUCCCCAAGUCCAUCCAUGUCCCCACAUCCAUCCGUGUCCCUGUCACCCUGUGUGUCCCCACGUCCAUCCAUGUCCCCCUGUGUCCCUCCCUGUCCCCAUGUCCCUCUGUGUCCCCACUUCAUCCACGUCCCUCCCUGUCCACAUCCCCAUGUCCAUGUCCUUGUCCAUCCAUGUGUCCCCACGUCAUCCAUGUCCCUCUGUGUCCCCACGUCAUCCACGUCCCUCCCUGUCCAUCCAUGUCCUUGUCCAUCCAUGUGUCCCCACGUCAUCCAUGUCCCCCUGUGUCCCUCCCUGUCCCCAUGUCCCUCUGUGUCCCCACUUCAUCCACGUCCCUCCCUGUCCAUGUCCCCAUGUCCAUCCAUGUGUCCCCACGUCCACCCAUGUCCCCACAUCCAUCCCUGUCCCCAUGUUCAUCCCUGUCCCCGUGUCCUUCUGUGUGUCCCCACGUCAUCCACAUCCCUCCCUGUCCAUCCGUGUCCCCAUGUCCCUCUGUGUCCCCACGCCCAUCCACGUUCCUCCCUGUCCCCACAUCCCUCUGUGUGUGUCCCCCCCCCCCCGUCCCCGUGUCCCUCCUCCUCCCUCCUGUGGGUCCCCACCCCCAGCCAUGCCCCUCCCUGUCCCCGCAUCCUCCACGUCCCCACAUCCACGCGUCUCCCUCCCCGCCCACACCCGGGCCGUCCUCCCCGCCUCCCCCCACGCCUCGCACACGCCUCCCACAUGCCAUGGCGCCCUCGGGGCCACCGGAACGGGGCCCGCUGGCCCGUCUGGCGCGGGAAACUUCGUGCCCGGCUUGCGGGCAGCCUCUGCGGGACCCCGUCCUCUUCGCCUGUAACCACAGCUGCUGCCGCCGCUGCUUGCCCGCCGGCGAGCCCGGCCUCGCCUUCACUUGCCCCCGGUGCCGCUUGCCCUGCGCCCCUCGCCGCCUCCGUACCCCCGUGGCUCUGGCCGUGGAGAGUCGCAUCGCUCAGCGGUUGGUUGGGGGAACCCCCGGCCCCCCCCGACGGCCACAACGCUGCAGCCUGGGGGCCCAACUCCGAGCCGACGCUGCCCCCCGCCACCCUCCCUCCCCAGAAAAGCCAUCCGGGGUCGGGGAAGUCCCCCAAAAGCUGCCCCCCCCCACCUCCUCCUAGCUGACACCCCCGCAAUAAACGUCAUCUUUCUCCCCCCUCCA
Messenger RNA from Tyto alba (common barn owl), 3693 nucleotides. Its product is annotated as E3 ubiquitin-protein ligase TRIM39-like. Gene Ontology annotation, molecular function: protein binding; zinc ion binding. The record is from RefSeq and is a predicted model, not a curated record. Lineage: Eukaryota; Metazoa; Chordata; Aves; Strigiformes; Tytonidae.